Molecule: messenger RNA, 3077 nt
Organism: Carassius carassius (crucian carp)
Lineage: Eukaryota; Metazoa; Chordata; Actinopteri; Cypriniformes; Cyprinidae
Gene: fzd6
Product: frizzled class receptor 6
Exons: 9
Coding region: 365-2335 (656 amino acids)
Biological process (GO): canonical Wnt signaling pathway; non-canonical Wnt signaling pathway
Cellular component (GO): plasma membrane
Molecular function (GO): Wnt-protein binding; Wnt receptor activity
Source: RefSeq, a predicted model, not a curated record
GAGCUGCUGAAGCGUGGCGCACGACACAGAGGCUGAUUCUGGUAAGAUUGACUUCUGUCCCUGCUCAGGGUGCUCUGUGAAGAGCGGCGAAGCAUUCUCGCCUGUCGGGUCUGUCAGUGGUCUGAUCAGGGCUAGACCUUCGCUAGAUCAACACCAGCACGAGACUCAGAUCAGCCUGCUGUGCUUCAUCUGUUCUCAUUCUGCUACGCUGGUCACACCUAACUCUCUGUUGAUGAUGCCAUCAGAACAUUCAAGCAUCAAAUAAUUAAUGUCCAGUCCUGAACACCCAAGCCAGGUCUUCAUUACAACUCUGCUGAUGACUCCGAGAUCGUUCUGAAUCAUCUGGCCUCGACUAGCGACGGCCAUGAAGUUCCUGUUGUUCUCCAGCAUCGGGUUCUUCAUGCUGGACUCUUGCAUGAGCCACACUUUGUUCACUUGCGAGCCUGUGCAUGUGCAGUGGUGCCACGGCAUGCCCUACAACUCCACUUUCUUCCCCAACAUGCUGGAGCACUACGACCAGGACAUCGCUGCAGAGAAGAUGAAGCAUUUCAUGCCUUUGGCCAGCCUGCGCUGUUCUCCUGACGUGCAUCUGUUCCUGUGCCAAGCUUUUGUUCCUGAGUGCAGGAAACACACGCAUGUCCUGCGUCCGUGCAGAGAGCUGUGUGAGCGUGUACUGUCUGACUGCAGCAGAGACAUGGUCACCUUCGGCAUCAGCUGGCCGUCUGAGCUGCAGUGUGACCGAUUGGAGUCAUGUCACGUUUCUCCAGACGGUUCUGUGGUUUCAGCUGUGGAAGUGACCACAGCCAGAAGCUCUCUGUCCUCCGGUCGGGAUCUGGGUUUCUGGUGCCCCCUUCAGCUGAAGACUCAUCCUGGUCAAGGUGGAUCUUUUCUUGGGGCUCAAGACUGCGCUCCUCCGUGUGACUACAUGUACCUUAAACCGCAAGAAGUUCAGUUCACCAAGACCUUCAUCGGCGUGUGUUCCAUUGUGUGCUUAUGUGCGACUCUUUUCACAUUUUUAACCUUCCUCAUUGAUGUGAAGCGUUUUCGCUACCCUGAGCGGCCAAUCAUCUUCUACUCCGUCUGCUACAGUUUUGUCUCUCUGGUCUAUUUUGUUGGUUUUCUGCUGGGUAAAGAGGCGGCCUGUAACGAGCCGAGUCUGCCGGGCCGUGUGUGGACGGUUGUGUUGGGAGCCCAGAGUCGCGUCUGCUCGCUGCUCUUCAUGCUGCUGUAUUUCUUCUCCACUGCGGGAAUGGUGUGGUGGGUCGUGCUGACCAUCACCUGGUUUCUGGCCGCGGGGCCGAAGUGGAGCUGUGAAGCGAUAGAGAAGAAGGCGGUGUGGUUCCACACGGUGUCCUGGGGUCUCCCCGGAGUGCUCACUGUCGUGCUGCUGGUGCUCAAUAAGGUGGAGGGAGACGGCAUCAGCGGCGUGUGCUUCGUGGGGCUCUACGAUCUCACGGUUCUGCGCUGGUUUGUUGUGGCUCCACUGGCGAUCGCUGUGCUGGUCGGCCUCUCGCUGCUGCUCGCCGGCAUCAUGUCUCUGAACCGCGUGCGUCAGGUGAUCCAGCAUGACGAGCAGAACCAGGAGAAGCUGAAGAAGUUCAUGAUUCGCAUCGGAGUGUUCAGCGGCCUGUACCUGCUGCCUCUGCUGGUGCUGCUCGGCUGCUAUCUGUACGAACAAGCCCACCGCAGCCGCUGGGAGAACAGCUGGAUCAGCCAGCACUGCCAGGAAUACAGCAUUCCCUGCUCCCGCCGCAGUAUUGAUGUGGAGCAGCCUGAGCUCACGUUGUUUCUCAUUAAAUAUCUGAUGACACUGGUUGUGGGAAUAUCAGCCGUGUUCUGGGUCAGCAGUAAGAAAACCUGCUCCGAAUGGGCAUCAUUCCUCAAGAGAACUCGCAAGAAAGAUCCCAUCAGUGAGAGUCGGCGCGUUCUGCAGGAGUCCUGCGAGUUCUUCCUCAAGCACAACAGCCGUGUGCAGCACAAGUCCAAGCACUACAAGUCCUCCUCACACAAGCUGAAGGUCGUGUCAAAGUCCAUGGGCACCAGCACAGGCAUGCACACACCUGUCACCAGUAACCACAGCAACACACCUGUCUCCACGGCAAUCCGCAAUCACUACAUUCCAAGCCAGAGCAUCUCUGAUCCGCAUCGUUCCUCAGAGACGUCCGUUCAGGAGCACACUGAGCGCAUAAGACCAACAGCACCAGCUGAGAGACGCAGUAAAGCUGACAGUUCCAGUCGCAUCAGCAGCCACGCUGAAAGCUCACACAGGUUGACACCCAAAGAUGAUUUGCUGGAGGCUGACCAGAGCUCCGCCCACUGCACCAACACCCAAUGAAAUCACAGGAUCGGCUUUGCAUCGGAAUGGAGCUUAAGGAGAGAGACUUCUAGCUAUGCCUUUAUCUCUCUCUGUACAUUUCAAUUAUUGAAUCCUUGUCUCUGGAAGCUUUGUUUUAAUUCCUGUACACUACUGUAAAUAUGAGCUACAUUACCAUUAUAACCCAAUGAUGAUUUUACUGACAGUAUCUAACUACAGUCAACAUGAAUCUAUCAGUUCUGUAGCGUUUUUGUAGGAACAAGAUUGCACACUUGUAAACUUCUCUAAGUGAUUCAUCACGGGAAUAGUCUUAACACUGACACUUCUGACCUGAAUUUAUGAAUGAAAGCAACAGAUUUAAUUCAGGACUCAGUCUUAGACUCAGAAUUUGCACAAGUGCACAAACUGUAUGCCAAAAACACAUCCUAAGAGAAUAAACCAGUUAGACAGCAAGAAUGUUUAAAAAUAUCAGCUUUCUCUGCACUAGUAAAUUUAGUCUUCAAAUUAAAAUUAUGAAAAUUAAGGCUAUGUUCACACUUGGUGUCUUUUUUGAAGCUGCCUGCAUCUGCUUUACAGUAUAACCCUAUGGAGUAAACCGUGUUUGUCCUGAGCUUUUUUUAAAACGCCCACCGCCGGAGUCUUUUUCUGCAGCUCCGAGCAUCUUUUCAAGUUGAAAAAAACGUAACUUUUCUGUAAAAAAAAAAAAAAAACGCACUGCCUCAAGUGCCUUUUUGACAGCUGACCAAUGACAAGCGAGUGUCAA